AUGCUUUAUACCAUUAUAAAGACCAUGAUGUUAGCAAGAUGUGAGGACCUAGGAUCCAGUGAGGGCAUCAGUAGGAAGCAUAUGUGGAGGAAUAUCAGUAACAGCAAUAGUUAUCCAUCAGGCACCAAGAUCCACCAAUGCCUCUACUGUUCCUACACCAGUACCUUGAAGUGCAAUAUGCUUCGCCAUGAGAGGACUCACACUGGAGAGAAACCCUUCCCUUGUCCACACUGUAAUUUUCGUUGUUCACAGAACUCAGAUCUGAAGAAGCACAUUCGAAUUCAUACAGGAGAGAAGCCCUUUGCAUGUUCACUCUGUCCGUAUAGGUCGUCCCAAUUAAAUAUUGCCAAUGAACUGAAAUUUCAUAGAUAUCUCAAGAAUACCAAGCAAUGGAACUUGCACAUCUUCACCAAACCAAAUUUUGGAAUGACACCAGUUCAGAUGAAACAUGUCCAUGUUGCUUGUAUCACCAAUUAUGUUUUGUGUAACAAGCUCAAGUCAUCCAACUUCUUUUUCAUAUAA
Molecule: messenger RNA, 522 nt
Organism: Penaeus monodon (black tiger shrimp)
Lineage: Eukaryota; Metazoa; Arthropoda; Malacostraca; Decapoda; Penaeidae
Product: zinc finger protein 677-like
Exons: 5
Coding region: 1-522 (173 amino acids)
Biological process (GO): regulation of transcription by RNA polymerase II
Molecular function (GO): DNA-binding transcription factor activity; RNA polymerase II cis-regulatory region sequence-specific DNA binding
Source: RefSeq, a predicted model, not a curated record